AUGGCAACGGAACCUGUACCUACUGCCCCAGACCGCACAAUUGAGGCCGACCCGGACCUGUUCGACGGCUCUGACUCCAGCCUUGGAGAUGACGCUGCGAGUUCGAGAUACACACAGUCUCUGACGAGUAGCAUCGAGAGGUAUCCAAUUGAGAAUGGGCGACAAUAUCACGCGUACAAGGACGGCAGCUAUGUCAUGCCCAAUGACGAGUCCGAGCUCGACCGCCUCGAUCUUACACAUAACAUGUUGAAAAUCUCCAUGGGAAUGCAACUCUUCAACGCCCCCAUCGUUGAUACCCCGAAGAGGAUACUUGAUCUUGGGACCGGUACCGGUAUUUGGGCCAUCGAGAUGGCUGAUGACUACCCUGAUGCUGAGAUCAUUGGGACUGACCUCAGCGCUACCCAACCAACAUGGGUGCCUGCUAACGUAAAAUUCGAAAUUGACGAUAUGGAGGAAACAUGGACGUUCCGUGAGAAGUUUGAUUUCAUUCACUUGAGGUAUUUGGCAGCUGCGAUAAAAGAUUGGCCAGCUCUCGCAAAGAAGGCCUUUGAGAACACAAAGCCAGGUGGCUUUGUUGAGUUUCAGGAUUUCGAUUUGCAGUACUACUCUGAAGACGGCUCACUCAAAGAAGACUACAAGAUUUAUGAGUGGAUUGUAACGCUCCUGGAAGCUAGCCGAAAUUUUCAGCGAGAACCUUCGCCUGGACCAAAUCUGGAGAAGCUCCUCAAGGACGCAGGAUUUCAGAAUGUGACGUCCCAGAAAUAUAGACUACCUAUCGGCCCAUGGCCAAAGGAUAAGCAUUUGGUGCAAAACCGUCGGGUAAGUCCAAAAUAUAUUCGUCGCUACUCAGCUGAAAGGGUCACCAGUUCAUGGAAUCUCGUCCAAAUUGAGGAUGGUCUUGAAGGCUUCACACUGAGAUUGUACACUCAAACACUGGGCUGGAAAGCAGAAGAAGUGCAGAUCUUACUCGCCAAUGUGCGUAAAGAUCUCCGAAAUCCCAAAAUCCACGCCCAAUUCGAUUUCUAUGCUGUAUAUGGCCAGAAGCCCACAGACGCGGUACAAGACUAUCUCGAAGAAAGCAACGUCCAGCUUGGUGCCUCCUACAACGUCGCCAAACAAUCGACCACGAUUUAUAACGAGGGUUCAGCUGCUGCAGCGUCCUACAUUAACGCAAGUCCUGACGAAAUCGCAGUACUUGGCCCGUCGACAACGCAACUCUUCUCCAACCUCGCCCAAAUCUUACAGUUUCCCGCAGGAAGUGAACUGGUGAUCUCCCAGAUUGAUCACGAAGCAAAUAUCAGCUCCUGGGUGCGUCUCGCACGUUUGCAGAAUUUCACCAUCAAAUGGUGGCGCCCUGAAAAUGAUAGUCAGAACUUGCUUCUCACUCCCGAGAAUUUGCAACCUCUGCUCUCGGACAAGACGCGGAUGGUGACGCUGUGCCAUGCCAGUAAUGUUCUGGGUGGGAUCCAUGAUAUCAAGGCGAUCUCGGACUUAGUGCACAAGACCGUAUCGGGUGCCAUCGUCUGCGUAGAUGGAGUGGCACUGGCACCUCACAGGAGCGUGAAUGUAAAGGCUUUAGGGGUGGACUUCUAUGCGUUCAGUUGGUACAAGGUUUAUGGACCACAUAUCGCCCUACUGUACGCUAGCUCGGAGGCAAAGGCUCGGUUGAGCACCUUAGGGCAUUAUUUCCAUGAGGGCGAUGAUUUGAGCACGAAGUUGGGCUUAGCAAGCGCGAGUUAUGAACUUGUUUCUGCUCUGCCAAAAGUGCUUGCUUAUCUCGGUGAAAGUCAAGAGGCGAGACAGAGAAAGUGGGAAGGUAUCGCGGAGCAUGAAGAGCAGAUGCAAAGGAUAUUGCUGGAUGAUUUGAAUCAGAGGUCCAAUGUGACGGUUUAUGGUCAUGGUGUGGCAGACAAAGAGAAGCGGGUUCCUGUGAUCAGUUUUAGUGUCGAAGGGUGGAACUCGAAAGAUUUGGUGGAGAAGAUGGAGGGAAGAAGCAGGGUGGGCUUUAGGUGGGGCCACUUCUAUAGUAAAAGGCUGGUGGAGGAAGUUCUUGGGUUGGAGAAGAUUGGCGGGGUUUUGAGGGUGAGUCUGGUGCAUUAUAAUACCGAGGAGGAAGUGAAAGAGUUCUUGAGAGAUUUGACUGCAAUUUUGGGAGACACAACAAAAGGGUAG
This is a messenger RNA of Bacidia gigantensis, 2172 nucleotides long. RefSeq lists its product as uncharacterized. Lineage: Eukaryota; Fungi; Ascomycota; Lecanoromycetes; Lecanorales; Ramalinaceae. The record is from RefSeq and is a predicted model, not a curated record. The transcript is spliced from 9 exons. The coding region runs from base 1 to 2172 and encodes 723 amino acids.